Molecule: messenger RNA, 5552 nt
Organism: Micropterus salmoides (largemouth bass)
Lineage: Eukaryota; Metazoa; Chordata; Actinopteri; Centrarchiformes; Centrarchidae
Product: protein unc-13 homolog B-like
Exons: 41
Coding region: 307-5172 (1621 amino acids)
Biological process (GO): synaptic vesicle maturation; presynaptic dense core vesicle exocytosis; dense core granule priming
Cellular component (GO): presynaptic membrane; neuromuscular junction; plasma membrane
Molecular function (GO): diacylglycerol binding; phospholipid binding; calmodulin binding
Source: RefSeq, a predicted model, not a curated record
AUAGUCCAAAUUCCUACUUUCACUGCAGUCCUUAAAUGCAGCAUAAGAGCCGCCCAGCUCUACCGGAUUUCAGCCGGUAGUUAGUCGGUCUUUGCCAGUGACAGUCAUCCCUUAAACCUUCGGGACCCCCUGGAUUUUCCACCUGUCUCACACCUGUACAUUGUGUUUAUGACAGGGUGGGAUGAAGCGGGAAGUAAACGACAUUUAGGAGUAGUCUAAAUGACUGCUGUGCAACAGGCAACUGGGCUGCAAACUCACUAAAGGCUCAUCGGCUUUGGAGGAACUGUUGCACAAAAUCCCGCUGCGAUGUCCCUGCUGUGUGUCAGAGUGAAGAAAGCCAAACUACACGGGCCUCCAGACAAGUUCAACGCCUACGUAACUUUAAAAGUGCAAAAUGUGAAGAGCACCACCAUCACAGUCCGUGGGGAUAAGCCAUGUUGGGAACAAGACUUCAUGUUUGAGAUCAAUCAUCUGGAGUCAGGCCUGGUAGUGGAGCUGUGGAAUAAAGGUUUGAUCUGGGACACUAUGAUCGGCACAGCACUGAUACCCCUGGACACUAUACAACAAUCUGAUGAGGAGGGACCAGGAAAGUGGACAUCUCUUGACUCUGAGGUGUUAAUGAGGGAGGACGAGAUCUGUGGGACCAGCAACCCAACUCCACACCAAGUGCUGCUGGACACCCGCUUUGAAGUGCCCUUCGAUAUCCCAGAAGACGAGGCUCAGUACUGGACCAGUAAACUGGAGCGGAUCAACACCAUGCGGAUACACGAUGAGUAUCCACUGCAGGAAGAGGUCCAGAGAAGACCAAUGGCAUCUGUACCCUCUCAGUGCUCUUUUGAGGACCAUGAUAGUGCAAUGGAUGACCGCGACAGUGACUACCGCAGUGAAACUGGCAACAGACCUCCACGGUUCCACAACACCUCCCAGACAAAUUCAUCAGUGCACCAAUACCCUAUAGGACGCAGGGUCCUACAUCAAACCUUGUCCAGGGAGUCUGACUCUAUACAAAGCUAUGAGCUAGACUAUAGAGAAAUGAGGGGGCGCAGUCCACCGGACAGCAGUCGCUUUGAUUCAUCAGGCAACCUCAGCCCAGCCAGCUCCCAGCUCAGCUCUGAGCCUGAGGAGCGCCGAGAUCCCAGCGGGCCCCGUCCCCCUCUCAACAGUCAGCCAUCUACCUGGGACGAGGAAGAAGAGCAGGAGGAAGAGGUUGCUAAAGAGCUUCAUCCACUACCAGAGUCUGGUUCCAACAAAGAUUUGAAGGACUCUUCAGUCAUCCUGCCUAAGACAUCAUUGGACAACCAAGAAAACAAGACUCAGACCAAAAUGUGCUUCUUUGAAGAUGGCCCUCCACCCUGCUCUCCAUCCAAAGUUCGCUGGCUGAAAGCAUACAACAAAGUGAGAGUACAGCUCCUCGAGAGUCGAGAUCAAGAUGGUGACCCUAGCAAGCACCCAUGGGCCAAGCCAGGGGGAAACACACCGUUUGGCAUUGACAGCAUGCCAGACCUCCGCAAAAGGAGGCCCAUUCCUCUUGUUAGUGAACUGGCUAUGUCUAUGAUACAGUCCAGGAAAGCUGGACUCGCCCACACACUGGCCACUCGGACCUCCCUGAAAGACGAAGAGCUUAAAAACCAUGUGUACAAGAAGACCCUGCAGGCUCUGAUCUACCCAAUCUCCUGCACCACGCCACACAAUUUUGAGGUCUGGACGGCCACCACACCCACCUACUGCUACGAGUGCGAGGGCCUUCUGUGGGGCAUUGCCCGGCAGGGUAUGCGUUGUGCGGAGUGCGGGGUCAAAGUGCAUGAGAAAUGUCAAGAGCUACUGAAUGCUGACUGCCUGCAGAGAGCGGCUGAGAAAAGCUCCAAAACUGGGGCGGAGGAUCGGACACAGCACAUCAUCAUGGCUAUGAAGGACAGGAUGAAGAUCCGUGAGAGGAACAAGCCAGAAAUAUUUGAGGAGAUCCGGAAGGUGUUCAACGUCACCAAGAUGAGCCACGUCCAGCACAUGAAGAGCAUCAAGCAGAGCGUUCUGGACGGCACCUCCAAGUGGUCAGCCAAGAUCACCAUCAACAUCGUCAGUGCACAGGGUCUCCAGGCCAAGGACAGGACGGGCUCAAGUGACCCAUAUGUCACGAUCCAAGUUGGGAAGACCAAGAAGAGAACAAAAACCAUCUACGGCAACCUGAACCCAGUCUGGGAGGAAAAGUUCAGCUUCGAGUGCCACAACUCAUCGGAUCGGAUCAAGCUGCGGGUUUGGGAUGAAGACGAUGACAUCAAGUCGCGAGUGAAGCAGCGUCUGAAGAGGGAAUCUGAUGACUUCUUGGGUCAGAGCAUCAUCGAGGUUCGAACUCUGAGCGGAGAGAUGGAUGUCUGGUACAACCUGGAAAAGAGAACAGACAAGUCGGCGGUGUCUGGUGCCAUUCGACUACAGAUUAGUGUGGAGAUCGAGGGAGAGGAGAAGGUGGCACCCUACCAUGUACAGUACACGUGCUUACAUGAGAACACAUUCCACUUCUCGACUGAUGUAGAGGGAGGCGGCGUGGUGAAGAUUCCAGUGGCUCAGGGAGAUGAUGCGUGGAAGGUUUACUUUGAUGAGGUGCAGCAGGAAGUGGUGGAUGAAUUCGCCAUGCGCUAUGGCAUUGAGUCCAUAUACCAGGCCAUGACCCAUUUCUCUUGCCUGUCGUCUAAGUACAUGCUGUCAGGGGUGCCAGCAGUGAUGAGCACCCUGCUGGCCAACAUCAAUGCCUUCUACGCCCACCCCACCGCCUCCACCAACGUCUCUGCUCCGGCCAGAUUUGCAGCCUCCAACUUCGGGAGAGAUCGUUUUGUGAAGCUCCUGGAUCAGUUGCACAACUCCCUGCGCAUCGACCUCUCCAUGUACAGAAACAACUUCCCAGCCAGCAGCAAGGCUCGCCUCCAUGACCUCAAGUCAACAGUGGAUCUACUCACCAGCAUCACCUUCUUCAGGAUGAAGGUCUUGGAGCUGCAGAGUCCUCCCAGAGCCGCCAACGUGGUGCGGGACUGCGUCAAAGCCUGCCUGAACUCCACCUACGAGUACAUCUUCAACAACUGUCUGGAGCUCUUUAACCGCCAGUUCCAAUCCGCCGUCCAGCCACCUGAGCCAGUGAAGAAAAAGAAGAAGAAGAAGAAGGAAAAAGUGGAAGGAGAGGAAGAGGAGGAGGAGGAGGAUGAUGAUGAAGAGGAGGAGGAGGAAGAGGAAGAGGAGGAGGAGAAGAAAGAGGAGAGCCAGCAGGAGGAGCAGGGCCCGAGCAUCCAGAAUCUGGACUUUUGGCCUAAACUCAUCACGCUCAUCGUCUCCAUCAUUGAGGAGGACAAGAACUCCUACACGUCCGUCAUUAACCAGUUUCCUCAGGAACUCAGUGUGGGUAAAGUCAGCGCUGAGGUCAUGUGGAUGCUGUUCGCUCAGGACAUGAAAUACGCCCUGGAGGAACAUGAGAAGCAUAGGCUCUGCAAGACAGCUGACUACAUGAACCUGCACUUCAAGGUCAAGUGGCUUUACAACGAGUAUGUAAAGGACCUGCCCACCUUCAGAGACGCUGUGCCUGAGUACCCUGCGUGGUUUCUCCAGUUUGUCCUGGCAUGGCUGGCUGAGAACGAGGAGGUGUCGAUGGAGUUUAUGCAUGCGGCGCUGGAGAGAGACAAGAGAGAAGGGUUCCAGCAGACGUCUGAGCAUGCUCUGUUCUCCAGCUCGGUGGUGGACAUCUUCACUCAGCUCAACCAGAGCUUUGAGAUCAUCAAGAAGCUGGACUGCCCUGACCCCACUGUGGUGGGCCAGUAUAACCGACGCUUUGCCAAGACGAUCACCAAAGUGCUGCUGCAGUACUGUGCCCUGCUGGCCAAGAGCUUUCCCUCCUACUGUGAGAAGGAGAAGAUACCCUGCGUGCUGAUGAACAACAUCCAGCAGAUGAGGGUCCUGUUGGAGAAGAUGUUUGAGUCGAUGGGAGCAAAACAGCUGGAUACAGAGGCAGCUGAGAUCCUCAACGAGCUGCAGGUGAAACUCAGCACCGUCUUGGACAACUUCAGCACCAUGUUUGCAAAGAGUUUCCAGACUCGUAUCAACGGCUGCAUGCGUCAGAUGGCUGAGAUCCUCUACCAGAUCAAAGGCCCACCCAAUCACAACACUGCAGAGGCAGAUGCUGACAAUAUGUUGCGGCCCCUCAUGGAGUUCCUGGAUGGGAAUCUCAGUGUCUUUGCUGACAUCUGUGAGAAGACUGUGCUGAAGAGGAUCCUCAAAGAUUUGUGGAAGAUCGUCCUGAGCAGCCUGGAAAAGACCAUCGUCCUGCCCCAGAGCAACGACAGCCUGGGUGCCCAACUCCUCACAGCAGCUAAAGGUCUUUCUAAUCUCAAGGGAGGUGGUGAAGCCAAAACCUUGACGCCCAAACAGUGUAUAAUUAUUGAUGCAGGGCUGGAGACGAUCAAGCAAUACUUCCACGCAGGGGGAAACGGUCUGAAGAAGGCAUUUGUCGAGAAAAGUCCUGAACUGGCUUCACUGCGUUACGCCCUCUCCCUCUACUCCCAGAGCACUGAUGCUCUCAUCAAGACUUUUGUCACCACACAACACUCCCAAGUGCACGAUGGGAUGGGCAUCAGAAUCACUGGCAAUGAGAAGAUUCGACCUGACAGGGGCUCGGGGAUAGAGAAGCCCAUCGGAGAGGCCAUUCUGCAGAUCGACAUGAUGCUCGGGAAGGAGCGUAAAGUCAAUGUCAGAGUCAUCGCAGCGAACGAAAUGAAGUGGCAGACGUCAGGGAUGUUCCGGCCAUUCGUUGAAGUCUCCAUGGUCGGCCCUUUCCUGGCCGACAAGAAGCGCAAGUUCACCACAAAAUCCAAGAACAACAGCUGGUCGGCAAAGUUCAACGAGGCUUUUCAGUUUGUCCUGGGUAAGGAGUCCCCAGACUGCUAUGAGCUCCAAGUGACCGUGAAGGAUUACUGCUUUGGCCGGGCAGAUCGGGUGGUCGGCAUGGCUGUGGUUCAGCUGCGUGACGUCGCUGACCGCAAGAGCUGCGUGUGCUGGUGUCCCCUUGGACCGCGGAUUCAAACGGACGAGACGGGCAUGACGGUGAUGCGUAUCCUGUCCCAGCGGCCUGCUGACGAGGUGGCCAAGGAGUUUGUCAAGCUGAAAUCUGAAACUCGUCCUGUGGAGGAGGGCAGAUGAGCAGAGACAGACUCCAGAUCAGAGAUUUGUUGGAAAUGGUGAGAAUGUGAAACUGACAUGGAUUAGGUCAGGGUUUAGAGUCAGGGCUCGUUCACGGCUUUGUCUGGUGUUUACGGGCACUGUCAUCUUCAUCCUCAGUCAACACAGACCAUUAAAGCCUUUGUCUGAUAUUCAGCAUGGAGCACAUCCUUCAAAAGUAGACACGAGGAAGUUGACUAUUUGUUAUGGUAAGAAAGAAAUGUAUUUAAUUCGAAACAUACUUUUUGAAAAGAAGCCGCUUCUCAAAAUGUUGAAAAAGUAUUACAUUUAACCACAAUCAGCACCAAUAUCAUUACUAUGGAGGGGCAUGUGGGUUUUUAAUCUCCACUCAGUGAUAGAAA